UUUUUUUUCCAAAAUUUGAAAUUCGAUUUGUUUGUUGAGAAAUUUCAAUCAAAACAAUAAAUUACCAAUUUUUCUACUCAGAGUCUGAGAAAAAGCAAAAUGAAGCGAAGUGAAAAAAUGACCAGUUCCAGUUCUAUGUUUCUCGAUGUGGAUCCAACAAUCGUUGAGAAUAAUUUACGUAUCACACCGAAUGAGGAAGCUGAAUUUGACAAGAUAUUUGGUAAUCGGACCAAAGAACCUGCUGUAAAACUAGUGAGGCCUCAUCCAGGUUUGUGUCUGAAAACAAGGGAAUUAAACACUGACAAAAAAGUGUUUAUUAAUAUUUGCACCACUGACGCAAUUCCCCCGCCCAAAGAUAUCACUGAACUGGAACUUGUACGAGUUAUCAAAUCUGACGAUGCUGACACCUUUAAAGUUCCCAUGAGCAUAGGAGAAGUCAGAACGGAAAAAGACAAGAAAGGAAAUGAAGCCAAAGCAGUAGACAUUGCAAUCAAUACGACUUUUUUCCGUAAAGUUCGAGAUAACUGUAUUUUUAGAAAUUUCGUAGUUGAAGUAAUGUCCCAAGGAAUAAGCCAAAAACAUGGUCUAGAGUGCGCUUCUGAAAAAAUAAUCUUCAAUAACCGCAAAGCCUUUGGUACUCUACAAACUCAUUGUAUCCAACAAAGAGAAAUUGACGAAAAAAUGGGUAAAUCAGGAGAUUCGUCGCUUAUAAGUGAAUUGACAGGAGAAAAACCCGUAGAGAAAAAAGUAGUUAUUGAAACAUUGUCAUCAGUUGAAAAUACCACCAAUAAACAACCAGAAUAUCGAUUGUACAGAAAAAAAGUAGGACCUACUUGUUUGAUUGGCGAGUUUAGACUUCCCGAAGUUAUAUCCGCCUCAAAUGUUACCUUGGAUGUGGGCGAAGAUCGUAUUGUUUUAGAAUCAAAAUCCAAAGGAUAUCUUUUGGAUAUUUUUGUGCCUUAUCGUAUCCGUAAUGAGCGAUGUACCUCAACAUUUGAUAAAGCUUCCAAGAUUCUUACCCUUGAGAUGCCUCUGCUUGGCGGUUAAUUUAUUGAAAGUAAUUUAGUUUAAGAUAUUUGAAUUGAUAAUUAUUAUUACCUAGUGAUUGCACAUUGUGUGUUUUUUACCUAUUAUCAUAAAUAUGUAAUUGUUUUGCAAUAUAUGGAAUUUCUUUCAAAAAAUGUUUUUAAAUAAAAUAUCUA
Molecule: messenger RNA, 1202 nt
Organism: Ceutorhynchus assimilis (cabbage seed weevil)
Lineage: Eukaryota; Metazoa; Arthropoda; Insecta; Coleoptera; Curculionidae
Source: the annotation of a GenBank genome assembly